AUGGAGGCGGCCGGGCGGCGGGAGCUCCCGCGGGGCGGCCCCGGCCAGAGGGCACGGGUUGAUGCAUCUGCUGCCGCUGAACAGGAGGAACUUGAAGUGGUGAAGACUUUCAACUGGAAGCCUGGGAAAGAUAUAGGAGACUAUGUGACAGAGGAAGAGAGAGUCAUUCUUGAUGAAGUCGAAGAUGUAGAGUUCGAUGCUGAAGACUUUGAGAAUGAAGACUACAGUGUGCCCAUAGAUGCAUCCCAUUAUGAGGCAGAAGACUGGGAUAAAGAACUGGCAGAGAGUGAAUGCAGUAACAACCCUUAUGAUUUUGACGAUGUGAUCUUCUGUGGUAAUGUGGCAUUAUGUUCUGUUCAAGAAGAGCCUCUGUAUGACCCAAGCUCCCACCAUGUAGCGCCAGUAACUCUGAGAGACCGAAAGACCAUAUCAGUGGAUGGCCAGUUUGAUGAUGCUGUUAACUAA
Molecule: messenger RNA, 465 nt
Organism: Eublepharis macularius
Lineage: Eukaryota; Metazoa; Chordata; Lepidosauria; Squamata; Eublepharidae
Gene: COPRS
Product: coordinator of PRMT5 and differentiation stimulator
Exons: 4
Coding region: 1-465 (154 amino acids)
Cellular component (GO): nucleus
Molecular function (GO): histone binding
Source: RefSeq, a predicted model, not a curated record